AUGCUUGUGAGCUGCCAGGUUUCCGUCAAAACAGGAAGGCAGCUGAUCUUUUUCUUCGAGGCCCACGCCGUGGGUGGCAGGAGAAAAAUCUAUACUCCCAGGGAACAGGAUGGCAUCAAAACAAACAUCGACACUCUAUUCAAGCUCACGGGACCGGAUGGAAAAAUCCUCAAGGUCAAAGAGCGUGUUGGAGACUUGAAGCCACUCUAUGAUGUAUUCCAUGCAUUCGUUGACGCCCUUUGUCCCGGUCUAGUGGGACCUGUGAACGCAUUUUGGCUAAGUAUUACAGUGUACCUGCUCUUAAGCAUACCGGCAAUAAUCAUGGCAUUGAAGUUAGCGGCGGUCUACUCCAAAGUCAAAGCACCUGGGGAGGUGCCGGUUGCUACAGAUGAACUUAUGAGCCAGCCCUUGGUGUGA
Ixodes scapularis (black-legged tick) is the source of this 417-nucleotide messenger RNA. RefSeq lists its product as uncharacterized. NCBI's taxonomy places the organism in Eukaryota, Metazoa, Arthropoda, Arachnida, Ixodida, Ixodidae. The transcript is spliced from 4 exons. The record is from RefSeq and is a predicted model, not a curated record. Bases 1 to 417 code for a protein of 138 amino acids. Gene Ontology annotation, cellular component: membrane.